CCUUACUUUACUUUGAACUUAGCUCACACACAUACACAAUGGCGAAACGGAAAUCAGAAAGAGACCCCGAGGAGCUGCCCGAUGCUUCAGACAAGGGCAAGCAGAACAAUGACGAUGAGUCUGGCAGCGACGAGGAUAUGGACAUGGUGAACGUCGACUUUGAAUGGUUCGACCCGCAGCCUGCAGUCGACUUCCAUGGCCUCAAGACGCUUCUGCGACAGUUGCUCGACGUGGACAACCAACUGUUCAAUCUCUCAGAACUCGCGGACCUCAUCUUGUCGCAACCACUACUAGGGAGCACGGUCAAAGUCGAUGGCAACGAGACAGACCCCUACGCCUUUCUCACAGUACUGAACCUCGAGACACACAAAGAGAAGAAAGUCAUUCAAGACCUCACAGCCUACCUCUCAAAAAAGUCCACCUCCCUUCCCGCCCUACCUUCUCUCCUGAAUGCCUCAUCGCAAGCGCAAGUCGGUCUCAUCUUAACUGAGCGCUUCAUCAAUAUCCCCCAUGAGAUCGUCCCCCCAAUGUACACGAUGCUCCUUGAAGAGAUCCAAUGGGCGCUCGCUGAAAAAGAACCCUACGCCUUCACCCACUACCUCGUACUCUCCAAGUGCUACUCUGAAGUGCAAUCGUCCCUGCCCUCAAACGAUGCACCGCCUAGUAAGAAGAAAAAGAACAACAGCAAGGAAGGGGAGGAGACGUUCUAUUUUCAUCCGGAAGAUGAGAUGCUACAUAAGCAUGCGGUAGGAUAUACGAGUUUUGAGUAUGACUCGCCCGUGGAUGAGGGUGCAAGUGAUAGUAAGCGGGCGUUCCAGGAAUUGGGGGUCAAGCCGAAGGGCCACAUGGUCUUGAUUGAGGCAGGCAAGUUUGAGGGUGCUGUGGAGGCUGUCAAGACGUACUUGAAUGGGCAGUGAGAUAGUCGUGUAAUAUAAUGAAAAAUGUGCGACAGUAUCAAAAACGUGCGACAACUGACUCUAACUGGUGUUACAUUUCCUACGCACACAAGCCGAAUCUAUUGAAGAAAAGCAAAGGAAAUGGUAAUGCUCGCUCCUAUUGACACAGCCCGCUGCUUCCGUCCGUCUUCCUCUUCUGUUACUUUACAUGUUCAUUGCUUAACCGAUAACAACCUUGCCCUCUUCAGGGAAAUCGUACGAUGGAAUCUCGAGGUUGAGCGGGGCGGGUCCCUUUCUUAUGCGGCCAGAGAUGUCGUAGUGGGAACCGUGGCAGGGGCAGAACCAGCCACCGAAGUCGCCAGCC
This is a messenger RNA of Cucurbitaria berberidis CBS 394.84, 1260 nucleotides long. RefSeq lists its product as uncharacterized. The record is from RefSeq and is a predicted model, not a curated record. Bases 39 to 917 code for a protein of 292 amino acids. The transcript has 3 exons. NCBI's taxonomy places the organism in Eukaryota, Fungi, Ascomycota, Dothideomycetes, Pleosporales, Cucurbitariaceae. Gene Ontology annotation, cellular component: nucleus.